Messenger RNA from Penicillium lagena, 1596 nucleotides. RefSeq lists its product as uncharacterized. NCBI's taxonomy places the organism in Eukaryota, Fungi, Ascomycota, Eurotiomycetes, Eurotiales, Aspergillaceae. The record is from RefSeq and is a predicted model, not a curated record. The coding region runs from base 1 to 1596 and encodes 531 amino acids. The transcript is spliced from 5 exons.
AUGUCCGCAGAUCGUCUCAGGGCAAUUUCUGCUCACCUUGAGCCCUCGAAGACUGGGGAGGGGUCCUCCAAAGAAGAAAUGACGACUGUGCUCCGGAACCACGCCAGUUUACGAGUUUCUCUCAAAGGAAUUGUUUCUGAUGUGCGUGGGGUUCCCAUAAAUCAGUUCAGAGGCAUCAAAUAUGGCCAUGUUCCAGGUCGAUUUGAGAUAUCAGAACUAUGGAGCUCGAACCAAGUGCAGAGACUAGACCCGAUAGAUUGUACUCAAUUUGGUCCUGUCUGCCCCCAGAAUUACACACCACCUGAAGUUUUACUCCGUGUUCCACAGGGACUUGAAGACUGGUUAACGACACAAAAUGAGUUUGAAUGUCUCAAUCUCACAGUCACGGUUCCUGCGUUGCCACAGAGACAGAAGAAGCUGCCGGUCUUAAUGUGGAUAUAUGGCGGCUCACAGGUCAUGACCUUUGGCAACAUUGGGGGCAAGCUAUGUGAUCCGCAUCGUAUGGUUGCCGAAUCUGUCGAGCUCAACAAGCCAAUCAUCGUGGUGGCACUCAAUUAUAGGCUCAACAUAUUUGGCUUUGGAGAUGGAAGUCAAACGAACCUUGCCUUGAAAGAUCAAAUGAUCGCUGUCGACUGGGUUCGAAAACAUAUUGAAGGCUUUGGAGGUGACAAGCAGGAAAACAUUACACUUGCUGGGGAAUCUGCUGGUGGUGUUUAUGUUCAUGCCCAUUCUAUUGUUGGCACUCCAAUUAAACGUGCCAUUCUUCAAUCUGGUUCCCUUGCACUCUCGCCACCCCUCCCUCCGAAGAGAGGGCAAAGCAUGACAAGCAACCUGGCGAAGAUUAUCCAAAAGGAAACUGGAUACACUCUCAAAGAUGUGCCUGCUGAGUUGCUUCUCAAAAGAUUGGAGAAGGACGGAGUCGGGGCUAUGUGGUUACAAGCAACCGAUGGGCUAGAAGGCUGGAAUUCAAAGCCUGAAGCCGUUGAGGAGCUCAUGGUCGGAGAUUGUGAAUACGAUUCUGCAAUUUGGAGAAACGGUGUUGAGUCACUCAAUGCGGAGCAGAUAAACAAAAGCUUCGACAAAAUUCAAAAUUCCUCAGCCAUCAAGUCGGCUUAUGGGAUUGUUCCUGAGAGAUCAACGUCAUGCAAACUGGGUGCGUUGGACUUUAUUAAUGAUUACUGCUUUGCCAUGCCUGCCAACGACAUUGCAGCCAAAUGGCGCAGCAAUGGACGCAAGGUCUAUCAGUACAUUGUUGAUCAACCUAAUCCGUGGCAAAGUUCUAGCAGAAGCCACCACGCUGUUGAUCUGAUCUUUUUGUUUGGCGGAUAUGAUUUAUCUAGGAUAAACCCUAAGGCAGAAUCCGUUGGGACUGAGAUGCGAAUGAGAUGGAUUGCAUUCAUCAACGGCAAGCAGCCGUGGGAAGAAGCCAGAAGAAUGGCAUUCGGGCCGGUUGGAAACUGCGUGGAAAUUGGCGAGAAAGAGUACAGGUAUCGGCGCAGGGUGUCGCAUUUCGAGCUGUUGAAACAAAGCUCCCCACGAGAAGUGGUGUCCGCAUUCGCAGGACUUGCAAUGGGGAGUCUAAGUCUAGACAACUAG